GCUCUACUUUCGAGUCGCGCGGACGUAUGACCUUCAACGAUUUUUCCUGAAAAUAUAACUCGAUAUCGUUUUAGCCCGAACUGAAUCUUUUCGAGUAACAUUAUAGUGUUGUGUUUAUAUAAUAUAGUGACCUCAGUUUCUGUGACAAUUACUCAGUGACAAUUGGUUUAGUUCUGUGUGCGCGGGAACUGUGUUCAUUCCCAGUAGCUGCAGCUAAUGGAUCCUAAUAAGACGAGUUGAAGUCCACCGUGAAACAUGACGCGAGCGGCCAUUGCGUUUUGGCGCGAAAUGCCAAUCGCUGUCACGUUUGUUAUCGUGGCUUUGGCAUACGUCGUUUCAGCCAGAGACAUUGUUUUAGAUGAUACAUACACAGUAAUAGAAGCAUCGACAAAUGAAAGACUGCGUCUUAUAUGCGGAUUGAAGCCGAGGAAUCAGAUACCGACAGUACGAUGGUUUUUAGACGGAAAACCGGUGGACGGCCAGUCGAGACAGCGAAUGAUGCAACAGAAACAAUGGCUAAGAAUAAAGUCAUUCCGGGCGAAAGAUGCUGGAGUGUAUACGUGCCAAAAUGAAGAUGACAAAAGCAAGGAAAUGAGUGUCACAAUUAAACAUAAGCCAGAUCUCGGUCCUGACAACAUCGAGGAAUAUCAAUCAGAUGUGGACGUUCUAAGACCGAUGCCUGAAAUACUAGCACAACAUUCAGCUCCUCUCGUUGAUAAUAAUACAAUUGAUGAUAACACGACAGAUCAAAGACAUAAAGAAUAUGAUAACACAAAAGACGACGACCUCGAUGAUAAAAAUGAAAAAGAUCAUCUUAAUUAUGGACACGUUGAUGACACAAAAUCGAAAUACGCGCCAAAGUUUAAGCAUCCCUCGAAAAUGUAUAAUAUGGAAAUGAAACCAGCGGGAAGUUCGAUUCGUUUUAAAUGCGCUGCUGAAGGUAAUCCAAUGCCGAAUAUCACAUGGUACAAAAAUAGUGGUACUCCUAUAUCAAGAAGUUAUUUUAAACCAUCAUACGGUAAAUGGUCUAUGGCACUCGAUGAACUCACGAAAGCAGACAAUGGAAACUACACGUGCAAAGUUUGCAGUGAAUUGGGGUGUAUUCAACACACAUACACACUACACAUACAAGAGCGUCUAUACGCGAAGCCUGUGCUAACACAAGCGGCCGUCAAUCAGACCAAGUUGGUCGGUGAAACGGCUAGAUUCAGCUGCGAAUUCCUAACAGAUCUUCAUCCGUCCCUUUACUGGAUGUAUUUCACGAAACAUGAGUACAUAUAUAACGAGACUACCACAGACGCUUCGACUAAAGAGUCCGUUGUAUACAAAGACGUUACAAAGAUAGUUACGAGCGAAAAUCCUGAAGAUAAACCAGAACAGCUGACGAUAUACAAUGUGACUAAAGAAGAUGAAGGCUGGUAUGUCUGUGUUGCUCUAAAUACACUUGGAAACACCACGGCUAAAGGAUACUUGACUGUUUUAGAUUCGUUGCCGAUAACAGAAGCAUUAGAUCAUGGAAAACAUACAGUACUUAUUAAUGUUCUGACCGCGGUGCUGGGUGCGAUGUUCUUUGUUGCCGCUAUUAUCGUGGUAAUGAUAUUUAAAAAAUUGAGACAAGAGAAAGAGAAGAAACAAUUAGCGAUAGAAACGGCAAGAGCAGUUAUAGUGACGCAUUGGACGAAGAAGGUAACUGUGGAGAAGCCGCAAAUGAACGGAACACCGAAUGCUGCUGGAGAAGGAUUGUUAAUGCCAGUGGUAAAGAUCGAAAAACAGAAGCUGUCACAAGUCCAAGGCAAUACAUGUGAUUCAAUGAUGAUGUCAGAGUACGAGUUGCCAGUUGAUAUAGAUUGGGAGGUUCCCAGAGAGUCUCUAUGUAUUGGGAAGAUCUUAGGAGAAGGAGAAUUUGGAAAGGUCGUGAAGGCGGAAUGUGUAGGAAUACUGAAACCAGGAUUACAGUCUGUCGUGGCCGUCAAGAUGUUGAAAGAGGGCCACACAGACGCAGAGAUGAUGGCGUUAGUAUCUGAAAUGGAAAUGAUGAAGAUGAUAGGGAAACACGUAAACAUCAUCAAUUUGUUAGGAUGUUGCACACAAGACGGACCUUUAUACGUCAUAGUGGAAUAUGCACCUAAUGGCAAUCUAAGAGAGUUUCUUAGAAACCAUCGACCUGGAAACAGAUACGAAUCUACUACUGAAGAUACGAAAGAAAAGAAAACAUUAACACAAAAAGAUCUUGUAUCAUUCUCCUACCAAGUUGCGAGGGGAAUGGAGUACUUGGCGUCCAGGCGGUGUAUCCAUCGUGACUUAGCAGCUCGUAACGUGCUGGUGUCAGACGAUUGUGUACUCAAAAUCGCAGAUUUCGGUCUCGCGAAGGACGUCCACAGCAACGACUACUAUCGCAAGAAAACAGAAGGCAGACUGCCUGUUCGGUGGAUGGCUCCUGAGUCGUUGUAUCACAAAGUCUUCACAACUCAGACUGACGUCUGGUCGUUUGGUGUGUUGUUGUGGGAGAUCAUGACCCUGGGCGGAACUCCGUACCCAACGGUCCCGGGACAGUACAUGUACCAGCACCUCAGCGCUGGACAUCGGAUGGAGAAACCACCGUGUUGUAGUCUUGAAAUAUACAUGUUGAUGCGAGAGUGCUGGUCCUUCUCUCCUGGCGACCGACCAUCAUUCACAGAGUUGGUCGAGGAUUUGGACAAAAUAUUGACGGUAACCGCUAACCAGGAAUACUUGGACUUGGGUCUACCACAGCUUGAUACCCCACCAUCUAGCUACGACGGCUCUGGUGAUGAAAGUGAUAGUGAAUUUCCAUUCAUUAAAUAAAAUUUAGAUUGACAUUUAGCUGAAGAUUCCAUCAUAUUGGAAGAGAUGUGACGUGAUUUACUAUGAGAAAAUCUGUAGAUUUUCUUUUACUAACAUAUUGGAUUGUCGAAUUCUGUCAAAAGAUGAACGACGUAUGUACGUACGAAAUGAAUAAAUCAAUGGAUUUGCGAGGACAAUUUCAAGGGAUACUUUGAUGAGCAAUUAUAUUUCAGAAUUGUUGAAUUUACGAGGACUUAAACGAUUUGCGAAAAUGGUGUUUCAUAUUUUGAUAUCUUAUUUUUUUUUAAAUACAAUAUUGAAUGUGAUGAAUAUAACGGUCUUCAAUCGUGUGACGACAUAUUGAAGUGACAGUGUCAAGUGAUGAAAAUUGAUAUGCGAUGACAUUUAAGAAUGACAACUUUGGCAGUAUUUAAAAUGAUGAUACUCAUUAAUGAUGAGAUUAGUGGCAUUUUAGUUGUCUAACGAGAAUUUAGGAAUUUCAAUAUUUCCCACCUUAGUUUAGUAGGCUUAGUAAAAAUUUGGAAUUAUUAUGGCUACGAUUUUUACUUUUAAACAUAAGAUAGAUUAUGAGGUAAUCGUUUAGUAAAUUUUUUAUCGUAUUUAUUAUUGUCGACUGUCAAAUGCAAUUUUAGUUAUUUAUGAGGAAUAUUUAAAUAUGGACAUGCUUUUGUAAUAUUUUAUUAAUUUAGUUUGAAUUUUUGUUGUUUUUUAAGUUUUCGUAUUAAAUCGGUAGAAAUUCUGUUUCGCUCUAUAUGUUUCGAAUUAUUCUUAUUUAUUUCUUUAUUUUAUUUAAGUACCAAAUAUGUAUGAGUAUUUCGUAAUAUUUUAUAUUUUGUAAAUAUAUUUUUUUAAGCUUUCUCAGAGAAUAUUUUGUAUAGCUAUAAUAAUAUUUUAGUACCAAAGUUUGUCUAUGAAUCAAUGUAUUAUAUGAAAGUAUUAUUGAAUAUUAUUUUAACUCAAACUUUUGUUAAAUAAAAAUCUUCGACUGACUGACGUUUUUGUCAUGUAUUUAAGAGCGUAGUCCAGAUUUUAAUGAAUUCUAAAUACUGAAAAAAAAAACAAUUAUAAAAUGAUUAUCAAAAAUCUAGUCCCAAAUUUUUUGAUAAAGCUAUCAUUUUUAGUUAGAUAAAACUUUACCAUUGAUAUUUUUCAGUUGUACUUAAUUAGAAUUUUAAGAAAUAAAAUGAACAAUUGUAAAUAUUGUUACUACUAUUUUUAAUUACAGCUUGUCAAGUCACGUGUCAUCAACGAAAAAAAAAAUUUGCAAUAAGCUGAGUCUCUAAUGCGAAAUGUUCCUAUUUUAAUGCAUGUUAUUUCCUUAAAUAAUUAUUUUAAAAUUCAAAGUUUUCUUUUAUAACUUUUUCGGCCAAAAUGUAUCUAAAUAUAUUAUUAAAAAAAUGACGAAGCUGUACCGUAGAUUAAAAACAUUUUAAUUAAAUAAAACAAAAUGAAUUGAUUGUAAAUACAUUUUUUUUUUAUCAUUAAAGCAAAUGACAUGUUUAAUCGAUGUUUCGCAAAUGUUUGUAUAUUUGAUUAU
Molecule: messenger RNA, 4360 nt
Organism: Nymphalis io (European peacock)
Lineage: Eukaryota; Metazoa; Arthropoda; Insecta; Lepidoptera; Nymphalidae
Gene: Btl
Product: fibroblast growth factor receptor homolog 1-like
Exons: 15
Coding region: 256-2823 (855 amino acids)
Biological process (GO): multicellular organism development; positive regulation of cell population proliferation; positive regulation of kinase activity
Cellular component (GO): membrane; signaling receptor complex
Molecular function (GO): ATP binding; fibroblast growth factor receptor activity
Source: RefSeq, a predicted model, not a curated record